GUUCGCGUAUAAAUGAAUUGCUUUAUCGCUGGUGGCCAGUUACUCCAAAACAUUCACUCGAACCAGCACAACAGCAGAACAUAGAUUGGGUGAUUUUAGGUUUUUGAUUGUGGAAAUUUUUUGGGUUUUUUUUUGCCAGUGUGAAACAAAAUGAUCAAGUACCUGGUUGCAGUGUGCAUCCUCGGGGGGAUGCAGUUGGUGAACGCCCAGGUGAAUCCCUGCGAGGGAAUGGCUAGUGGUUUUGUGGCACAUCCUGCGGACUGUACCCGGUACUACUCAUGUGUCAACAAUGUCGCCUACGAACGUCAGUGUCCCGCGGUGUAUCCGAUUUUCCGAGCUGAUACGCAAAUGUGUGACUCGGGAAAUCCAGCAGAGUGUGUCACUUGUCCUCCAGCGGGCAUCCAGCGGUUCCCGAUAACUGGAUCUUGUACGCGAUUCGUGCUGUGCCUGAAUGGAGCUCAACAUUUCAGCGAAUGCCAGAACGGGUUGGUGUUCGAUGCCACCAUUAGCCAGUGUAAUCUUCCGGAAAAUGCUCCGGUAUGCCUGGAUGCGCAGUGUCCCGCCGUGGAUGAUCCAGCCAAUCCGGUGUUCAUCCGUCAUCCCACAAACUGUGCGAUUUACUUUAUCUGCUUGGCUGGCAGUCCCAUUGAGCAGACCUGUCCAACGGGAACCGCAUUCAACACUGUCACAAACGUUUGCGAUAGGGAAACCAGUGUCACGUGCCCGGCGUCUUGGCUACCCAAGGCCAGUUCCUUUAUCCUAGCUCCCGAAAAAACUGCUAAAGCCAACGACCGGUGCGCCGGUAGAUCGGGCAUUUCCUACCUCCCAGAUCCGGACAAUUGUUCCCGUUACUACAUGUGCCUGAACGGUAAAGAGUUCAAUGCAGCGUGCAGCUCCGGCUUGAUUUUCGACACCAUAAGCUCAAAGUGUAGCAAACCGGAAGCGUCCACCUGCGUGCGUGACAAUCCCUGCUCAAACGCCGUUGGCGUAGAGUACAAACCCCACCAGACCGACUGUAACGCGUACUACAUGUGCAUGGGCCAAUCGUUGUUCAAGCUGACAUGCUCUCCCGGAAACAGCUUCGACGUAACCACCCGAAAGUGUCAAUCCCAAGCGAGAGCCACCUGCUACGGGCAGACCGCCCAGAACAACCUUGUCUGCGUUGGCAUUUCCGGAGUCGGUUCCGUACCCGAUCCUAACGAUUGCUCCCGUUACUAUCUGUGCAUAAACGGACAAGGACACGCCCAACAGUGCGUCCCGGGGCUGAUCUUUGACGUCGUAACAUCCCAGUGCAACCGUCCGGAGGUUUCCGUCUGCGCCAAUGAAGUAGCUUCCCCUCCGACCGCAGCUCCAGCCGUUCAGAUCCCACCAGUAACCCCUCCACCCUACGUCCCGGCACCGAUUCCAGCUCCAAUGCCUGCCCCGAUCCCGGCACCCGUCCCCGUUCCCUCGUAUCCCGGUACGCCGUACUGCACCCCAGGCCAAGAAUACUAUCGCUCGCAUCCGGACUGUCGAAAAUUCUACUGGUGCGUCUAUGGAACAUUGUACGAGAAGAACUGCCCGCCCAACCAGCACUGGAACCCGGAGCGCGAGUACUGUGACUACGUGUGGAACGCCAGGUUUAUCAAGAUUUGCGACUUCAAGCUCGUAUUAAACGCUGCUAUUGCUUUCAAUCAGUUUCAUUCGUCAAAAUCCAGUCGAAGGUUAACAAUGAAAACCAUCGUGAGCCUUGCGAUCCUCGUGGCCUUCGUAGCCACGGCCAGCGCAAAUCGCUGUGCCAACGAACCGGAAGGAACCGUGCUGCCAUCGCGAGAGUGUCAAUUCUACGUGCUGUGCCAGGGAGGUCGUGAACACCAAGUACGCUGUCAGCCCAUGGGAACGUUCUUCGACGUGCGUCGGUUUGAGUGCGACAGUCGUCCGAAUGUCGAGUGCUGGGAUGGUGGAGAUUUUUCGACCACCGAGCGUCCAGGAAACCCAGGAAAUGAAACAUCAACACCGAUCCCACAGAGGAAUCGCUGCAACGACCAACCCAACGAUACUUUAUUGCCUUCGCUGAACGAUUGUUCCUACUUCGUGACCUGCCAGGAUGGUUUGGAGAUGGAGCUGGAGUGUCGUCCAGAGGGAACAAAGUUCGAUCACGUUCGUGAAGUCUGCGAUCAUCCGGAGAAUGUCGAGUGCUACAACCCAGAUCGUUGUGAGCUAGAGGAGGACGGAAGCAUCAUCCCCUCUGAGACCUGCACGAACUUCCACAUCUGCCGCAACGGAGUUAAGAGUGACGAAAUCACCUGUGUCCCCGAAGGAACCCUCUUCGACUAUAAUCGUAGAGUGUGCGAUCAUCCGGAGAACGUAGUCUGCUGGGGAGAAGAGGCAGAAGUUACGGAACCGACUACGGAAGGAUCUGGAACUACUUUGGAACCAACGCGUCCGCCAGUUCCCGAAGACAUCCCGAGUGACAUCUGCCGAGGAAUCGUGAUCGAUAUCCUGCCCCACCCCGGAGAUUGUACCCAGUUUGUGGUGUGCGUUCUUGGACAACCCUCGGUGGACAGCUGCCCGCCGGAUUUCAUCUUCUAUCCGCAGGUUGGAGUUUGUGGCUAUGGAAACACUGAAACAUGCGACAUUGAUCCUCGCUGGCUGGAAGACUACCUAAGGGAGCAGGAGCGUCUUGAGGCUUUGGCAAUGAGUUGCCAGUUCUACGUCGUCUGUCAGAAUGGUCAAGAACACCAAGUGCGCUGCCAACCCAUGGGAACCUUCUUCGACGUUAACCGCAUGGUCUGCGACAGCCGUCCAAGUGUCACGUGCUGGGAUGGAGUGGUCACUACGACGACGACCACCACCACUACGACUGAGGCUCCGGUGACCACUGAGGAAUCGACCACUGAAGCAACCGAAACCACCGCUGAAGAAAUCGUCACUGAAGAAUCCACCACCGAGGAAAUCAUUACGGAAGAAGUCACCACUGAGGAAAUCCCGGAGGAAACCACCGUGGAGGAAAUCGUCACGGAGGAAUCUACCACCGGUGAACCUGCCACGACUGCUGCUCCGCCAAACUUUACCGAAAUGUGCCGCGGGGUCGUCGUUGACAUUUUGCCCCACCCAACGGAUUGUGCGCAGUUUGUGGUCUGUGUCAUGGGCCGUUAUCAGCUGGAGCAGUGCGAUGAGGGUCAAAUUUUCUACCCGAUGGUGCGCAUUUGCGGGGAGGAGAUUCCCUCCAACAGCUACUGUUUGCUUCCAGAUUUUCAAAAGUGUAAUAUGAAAUCCACCGUGUGCUUCCUUGCGUUGGCCUUCGUGGCCACGGUUAGUGCCGUGCCAAGAUCAACGGACCGCUGUGCGGACGUCCCGAACGGAACCGUCUUGCCGUCAGUCCAGUGCCAGUACUUUGUCGUUUGCCGAAGAGGAUUUGAGCACCAAGUGCGAUGCACUCCCAUGGGAACCUUCUUCGAUGUCAACCGGAUGGUGUGCGAUACUCAGUCGGAUGUCACGUGCUGGGAUGGCGAAGAGGUGACGACGGAGGGAUCGGAUACCACCGAGGGAUCCACUACCGAUUCCAUGUCCUCGUCGGAAGAAACUUCGGAAGAAUCGUCGGAGGAAUCAAACUCUUCUUCUUCGUCAUCAUCGUCGUCUUCUUCCUCCUUCUCAUCAUCAUCGGAAGAAUCAGAUGAAACCUUCUCCCACAUUCAUGAGAUCCCUGCCGCGCCGAAAUCAACUAACCGUUGUAAGGAUGUCGCGAGUGGAACCAUCAUGCCAUCCCUCGAUUGCCAGUUCCACGUCGUCUGUCAGCAGGGUCGAGAAAUGAAGGUGCGCUGUCAACCCAUGGGAACCUUCUUCGACGUCAACCGCCAGGUUUGUGACAAACGUCCGAGGGUCACCUGCUGGGAUGGGUCUGAGUCAUCCGAGAGUACGGAGGAGACAACCGUUGCGGAGCAAACUACCACUGAAGAUGCUACGACGACGGCUUCUUCGAAGGAAUCAUCCAAGGAGUCCUCCAAGGAAUCGUCCAAGGAAUCGUCCAAGGAAUCGUCCAAGGAAUCCUCCAAGGAAUCGUCCAAGGAAUCCUCCAAGGAGUCAUCUAAGGAAUCUUCCAAGGAAACAUCUGGGGAAAACUCCGACGAAACUACUACCACUGGCACCGAUGAGACAACUUCAGAGUCUGCCCAAACCGAAACCGUUACGGAGGAGUCCACCACCGGGGAACCUGCCACGACUGAGGUGGCCACGACUGAGGUAGCCACGACUGCUGCCCCGCCAACCGUUGCCGAAUUGUGCCGUGGUAUCGUUAUAGAUAUUCUGCCUCACCCAACGAACCCCAAGCAGUUUGUGAUCUGUGUCAUGGGCCGUUUCCAGGUGCAGCAGUGCAGAGAAGGAUCUCUAGUACAACUACUAGCUUUGCUGGUGGUAUCGGUAUCGUUCGUAACCGCCCAAAGCAGAGGCUACGAUGAAGUUUGCUUAGGCGCCAACACCACGUACGUGGCAAGUCCGAUCUCGUGCGAGUAUUACUAUCUCUGUCUGGAUGGAACCGCGUACGGAUACAACUGCGAUGACGGCAAAUGGUUCUCGACGGAACUCCAGGCGUGCGUUCCUCCGGAAGAGUCAGACUGUGACAUCGAGCCAGCACCGGAACUUCCCACCGCUCCACCACCAACGCCUAAUCCAGUGUGUGAGGGCGUUCCAAGUUACACAUAUGUCCGGUCCAUGGAAACUUGCCAGUACUAUUACAUGUGCAUUGAUCAGGUUGCGUACCUGCUGUCCUGCCCUAAGGGAUUCUGGUUCAACGAAGAAGCUCAACGCUGUGGAAACCGCUACGAGUUCGAAUGCGACCUGGAACCAUCAACCCCGACGCCACCUCCUCCGCCACCAAAUCCAUGCGCCGACCAGCCAAACUUUGGCUUCAUCCAGGAUCCCAGCUACUGUUACCGUUUCUCGAUGUGCAUGAACGGCUAUCCCUUCCCGAUGGUCUGCUGGGAUGGACUCUGGUUCGAUUACGAAGCCCAGACCUGCGUUGAUCCGUCCGAGACGGAGUGUGGUGCAACCACUCCUCCACCGAAUCCACCCCCACCAGCUCCGGAGAUUUGCCGUGACGUAGUGGACGGCUUCCGGGUGCUUCAUUACAGAUUCUGCAACGAGUACUUUACCUGCAACGGUGAGGUAGGAACACCGACCAUUUGUCCCGACGGAGAUUGGUUCGACCAGCAGAGUCAGGCUUGUGUGCACCCGAUGGACGCGUACUGUCCCCACGGCGGCCAGCAGAGACCUCCGACGCCGAACGUGUGCCGUGGUGUGGACGAUGGGGAUCUGGUUCCCGCACCGGACAGCUGUUCGUACUAUUACGUCUGCGCCAACGAGGAGGGCUACCGCGUGGCCUGUCCGCCAGAUCAGUACUUCGAUGUGUACCGUCAGUCGUGCGAGUACAGUGCCAUCUGUAAUUUGUGAAUAUAGGUCCAAUCACUGUGUAGUUGUAUGACAAUAAAUGCUUGGUUCUGUGUAA
Molecule: messenger RNA, 5482 nt
Organism: Culex pipiens pallens (northern house mosquito)
Lineage: Eukaryota; Metazoa; Arthropoda; Insecta; Diptera; Culicidae
Exons: 9
Coding region: 151-5427 (1758 amino acids)
Cellular component (GO): extracellular region
Molecular function (GO): chitin binding
Source: RefSeq, a predicted model, not a curated record